This is a messenger RNA of Austrofundulus limnaeus, 1703 nucleotides long. It is a transcript of the gene h3f3c, whose product is annotated as H3 histone, family 3C. Gene Ontology annotation, cellular component: nucleosome. Gene Ontology annotation, molecular function: structural constituent of chromatin; DNA binding; protein heterodimerization activity. Lineage: Eukaryota; Metazoa; Chordata; Actinopteri; Cyprinodontiformes; Rivulidae. The record is from RefSeq and is a predicted model, not a curated record.
CGUACCAAGCAGACAGCCUGCAGGAGGCCAGCGAGGCGUACCUGGUGGGUCUGUUCGAGGACACCAACCUGUGUGCGAUCCACGCCAAGAGGGUCACCAUCAUGCCCAAAGACAUCCAGCUGGCCCGCCGGAUCCGUGGAGAGAGAGCUUAGAUCCUGCCUGACUGCAGUCCUCCUCUUCUUCUCUUGUUCUUCUACCCCUCCCUCCCUCCGUUUGUCCCCACCUGUCCUCUCAGUAGACGUUAGGCUCGUUCUGAUUCUGAACAGAUAGAAAUGUUGAAGUCUGCUCUCUGAUAGAUCGUUUUUUAUUCUUCUGUCUACAGAUGUUUUUAAAGUACAUGUUUUGUGUGUGUUAGGAGUUUUGCAGACCACAUGUGCAUGCACACACAUACUGGGACGUGUCUCGUGGGGUUUGGGUGGUGCUUUGAGCUCACCUGGUGUCUGACAGCUGAAGCACAGAGGCGCCAGGCCGAGGGGCUAGUCUGCUUAAGGGGAGCUGCAACUUCCACAGCACGGUGCUAUUAAAACUAGUCCUGAGGCCUGUGGCUCUGAGCACCCCCCUGCCCACCUAGUCUGCCCCCCUCCUCCCAGCUCCUUCACCUGGAAGUAGCCUCUUUAAGCACUUUCAGAAACCACUUCAAGCUGGAACUGGUGUUUACCCUGAACCACCUGUGGAGACCUGUUCCUGCUCACAGUUAAUCCGCUGUAGUUCCCAUAUCCGGCCAGCAGGUGGCYCCGCACACUYACUGUGACAAACCAAACAGUGGGUACUCACAUGUUUGUUUGGACCGAGGAUGUUGAAAAGAUGAGCAGCUCAGCAUCGCUCUGCUGUCCAUCAUUGUUCCUGUUCUUCAUCUACAUGUGCAGCAAAACUGCUGACUGCAGCCGUCUGUAGUUCACACUGAGCUGGUGUUUGUAAAAACCUGAGACCUGGAUCCAAACAGCUCCAGAGGAAACAGGAACAAAUCACAGCAGGGAUGUUUGACUGUUAGCAGGCAUGGUGGAAACCGGGCCUCAGAGCCUUCUGGCUGCUUUGGUGUCAGUUCUGAAUGGACUGGAGCAGCACCAGGUCUGGUCUUUUAAACCUGGUGGGACCCGAGCUGUGACUCAGCGGACCACCAGGCCGCAGGAUUUAAAAACACUCUGUAACUCUAGUAACAUGGCUCCAUCAGGGGUUUCUGAACCCUCAGAACUGGUUUGUGAAAGUAAGAGUUUGUGUGGACCUGCCAGUCCGGAUCWUCCACACUAAUCCAGAUUAUAGAUCCGAGUUGAGGAUUUGAUUUGUCCUUCUUUACCUGUAUGCUAAAUAAUUGCUGGAGGGGCAUCUCUUCCAUGAAACCAUCAGAGUGACUCUAAAGCUGCUUUACAACAYCAGGAAACUGUGAUUGUGAUAAGAACCAGCAGAGGGCGCCAGCUCCCCAUCGCUCCAGUUCUCACCUGUAGAUCAUCACCUCAUGGUCCAGCUCAGUAGAAGUUGGUUUAGUAGAAGUUCUGCAUGUUUUGGGUCUGUGUGUCUUCUGUAGUCUCUGUAGAUCUGAACAGAAAAACUGUCCAUUUCCUGAAAUUUGUGAUACAGAUAUAACCUCAUAAUUGUUUUCUUUUAUAUUUUUCUUAUUCCUUGAGAUUUUCAGACAUAUAAUGAGCUGAUCUUUGUAUUUUCCAAAUUUCUCAUAUGGUGGUAAUAAAUAUGUUAAAACAAGUUGA